GGGAGACUGGGCUUGAACCCAGGAAUCCGCAGUUUGCAGCAGGAGACUGCCCGAGGCCCACAAGGGCCUCCCCCUGGGGAUAGUCGGGAAACCCUUCCCGAGGUGCGAGACGCGAGCUCGGACUUCCGAGAUCUCUUAUAAAGAAGAUGACUCAGGACCGGCCUUUGCUUGCGGUGCAGGAGGCCCUGAAGAAGUGCUUCCCGGUGGUGGAGGAGCAGCAGGGCCUGUGGCAGGGCGCUCUGACGGACUGCCAGCCCCUCCUGGCCUCCCUCAGCAAUCUGGCAGAGCAGCUGCAGGCGGCGCAGGGUGUGCGGUUUGAGGAGGUGCCGUCGCUUCGGGCCUUCCCAGAUUUAAAAGAGCGGCUGAGGCGCAAGCAGCUGGAGGCUGGUGACACCAUCCUGGACAAGCUAGUGGAGAGGCUAGCUGCCCUCCUCAAGGUGCGAGACACCGUCAGCAACCACGUGGAACAAGUGCUUCAGAUCUACGAAAAGCACGCAGACGCCAUCGGCAUCGACGCUGUCCUGCAGGCUUCCGUUGUGAGCCCCUCUGUGGCUGAGAUGCUGGAGUGGUUGCAGGAUAUCGAGAGACAUUAUCGAAGUUCGAAGGUACCUGAGGAGGAAAUACCUCCUGUCCUCAAUCCACUGGGGAGACUUGGCAAACAUCCGAGCUUUGCCCAAGGCCUGGGACCGAAUUUCGGAAGACGAACACCAAGACCUGGUGCAAGAUGUCCUGCUGAGCGUGUCCUUCUUCCUGGGAGAGUAAGGAAGCUGUGCGUUCUUCGGGAGACUGGGAGUGCGCAGCUGAAGACCAACAGAGUUGAACUCCGGUAUUUCUGAAGACAUGCGAAUGUCGCCACUGGACAUACCCGAAAAAUGGUCCAGGGCCCGAGGACCGGCUCCUGGGAGAAUUGUGCCAGGUGUUUCUGACGUUGGGGCUUCUCCCUGCUGGGUCACGGCUGAGGGGACUUGGGCCAUCCCUCGCUCUUCCUGGGGCCCAGGGGAGUGUGGGCGGAGACCAAGCAUGCAGGGAAGGCGGUGCCAAACACCAGGGCCAGGCUGGGAGCAACAGCCACAACGUGGUGGGUAGGGAAGGAAAGGGCAGGUCAGAGAGUGGCACCACCCUCGGCGUCACCCAAAGCUCUGAGCCUGGUUGACACCAAGUCCUGGUUUUGUGUGUGCAUGUCAAUAACCUAUUCCUUGAAGAACGAGAAAGUGACCAAUGUUUUAAAGGAACAAGGGUGAUGUUGACAGAAAACAGUAAUUGUUUUCCAGUUGCAGUAGCUCCCUAUUGUCAAGCCCACUUCAGUUCCCAGAGCCCACCGCCAGGGGGAGGCGGUGCGGCAUGGCCGGUUCUGAAGGCUUUGCUUGGAAGGUGUUCCCUGUUGCUCCCGCUGUCUGAGAGUAAGUGACUGGGGACAGUGGGACCCCUGAAAUGGCAGGGGUUUUAUGACCAGUGCUGGCAACUGACUUGCCACAUUCCUCUGAUCCUGGGAGUAGCUGCAGGGGUGGAGCGGCCCAGCCCAGAGCCAGGUGGUGGGGCUGUGUGAUGUGCUCUAGGGACCGAGAGGAAGGAGAGCCCUGGAGAGGGUUAUACUGCAACUGGGGGAACUAUUCAAACCAGUAUUUCUCAAGCUUUAAUGCACAGUAUAAACCCCCGGUGUCUUGUUAAAAUUUAGAUUCUGAUUCUGUAGUUCUGGGGUGGGGCUCCAGAUUCUGUAUUUCUGACGAGGCUCCAGGUGAAGGUGACGCCCACGAUCCAGGGGCCAGACUGAUGGAAGAGGUUCAGGCUGCGUCACAGUGACGAGAGUGUUGUGUCCGAGGUAAACACAGGUGCCGUGGGCGAAGAGAGAUGAGGACCAGGCGCUGGUGACAGUGCUUCACGGUGACAUGUCCGGUCGGCCCGAGGCUGAGUUUCCUUGGUGCUGGGAGACCGGUGCAGGGCAUUCCACGCGAGGGGGCUGUCUCGGCAGAGUUUGCUGCGCUCCAGGCGUGGUGCUUGUUGCUUUACACAAAAUUCAAGGGGUGUAAGAGCGUAUUCAUCGAAAAGUCUCCCUCCCCCCAGUUACUCAGUUCCCUUUCCCAGAGGUAACCAGUUCUUGAUGUUUCUGACGUUUCCUUCCCAAAACGUUCUUUGCCUGUGUCAGUGCAGUGCCAGGUAACCUGCAAGGUCGCCUGCGUGGUCCCCAGCCAUCUCACACCGGGGCACAUCUCUUCCCCUUCAGCGCGGGCGGCACUUGCAGACGUGCUCAGGGAGUAGAACCCUGCGCAAGUGGCGGGCGGCCACUUCCGGAACUAGCCUGGGGAAAGAACUGCAGCUUCUGUCUUGGGCGUGGUCGCUCACUCGCUCACUCACCCUGGGGGCAGCCAGCUGUGAGGUGGGGGGCAGCCCUGUGGAGAGCUCCUGAGGGACCCGUGCCUACCGGCAACCACCUGAGUGCGCCUGGAUGCAGAUCGCCUCUCCCCCAGCUGAGACUUCAGGUGAGACCACAGCCCCAGCUGAUAGCUGGACUACAGCCUUGUGAGGACCUACGCCAGAGGCAGCCAGCUAAGCUGUGCCCGGAUCCCUGACACAGAUGAUAAAUGUUUUUAAGUCAUUCAGUUUGGGGGUAAUUUGAUCCACGGCAAUUGAUAACUAAUGCAACAAGCAAAUAUGUUUUUGUGUAUUCCCCAUAAUUUUAUGUAACUAGUAGGAUACUAUAUCCCCAGUUUUUACCCUGUUUUUUCCUAUUUACCACGUCUUGGAGAUCGUUCUGUGUAAAUACAUAAAGAGCUGCCUCAACUUUUCCUAAA
Messenger RNA from Phyllostomus discolor (pale spear-nosed bat), 2789 nucleotides. It is a transcript of the gene AIRIM, whose product is annotated as chromosome 5 C1orf109 homolog. The transcript is spliced from 5 exons. Gene Ontology annotation, cellular component: nucleus; cytoplasm. NCBI's taxonomy places the organism in Eukaryota, Metazoa, Chordata, Mammalia, Chiroptera, Phyllostomidae. Bases 147 to 836 code for a protein of 229 amino acids. The record is from RefSeq and is a predicted model, not a curated record.